Dunckerocampus dactyliophorus (ringed pipefish) is the source of this 7137-nucleotide messenger RNA. It is a transcript of the gene psda, whose product is annotated as pleckstrin and Sec7 domain containing a. The coding region runs from base 357 to 4964 and encodes 1535 amino acids. Gene Ontology annotation, biological process: regulation of ARF protein signal transduction. Lineage: Eukaryota; Metazoa; Chordata; Actinopteri; Syngnathiformes; Syngnathidae. The transcript has 20 exons. Gene Ontology annotation, molecular function: guanyl-nucleotide exchange factor activity. The record is from RefSeq and is a predicted model, not a curated record.
GGACAAGCACCAGGGGACAUGAUUGGCUGGCACGCCGCCCAGAGGAAAGAGGCAGGGUCGAGCUGAUUGAUAAAGGAGGAAGAGGAGGAGCUGAGGCGCAAUGAGUCGACGGCGUGCACACAACAAGUGUUCAGAGAGAGCAAGUGAGGAAGAGGGGUUACCACGGCAACACAGAGGACACUGCCAGCAGCAGAGGACAAACAGAUUGAAGAAAUGACAGGUGAACAGUCAAGGUACUCCAGUCGCACCUCCGACCUGCAUCCAAAUCUUCAGCAAUUCAUUGGGGACCAGUAGGGACAUCAGCACAGGUCCUGAGAAUAAGGAUCUUGGGACAUUUGGUUGGCAAAGGUGCCAUCAUGUCCCAGGCAGGCAAAGUCCUUCACCUAUAUGUUGAGGUGAGGUCUGUGGCUGACGAAGAUGGGAGGACUCAUGGAAUUGGAAGUGAUGGGAGCAGUCACCUGAUCCUUCAGUGCCCAGAUGUUCUCCCUCACUCUCAGAGGAGCUCUGUCCAUUCCAGCCCCAACCGGAGUCCAGACCUUUCCCCACUCACCCAGCGCAGAAUGCUGGAUGGACGCCACAGUUCGUCUCCCUCCAACUCAUCUUCCAGACACUCAGUCAGCCCUCAGGGCCAACACCCUGACGCCAUGGAUUCCUCUGCUCACUACCACCAGGAGGACAUGUUACCCAACAGUUUUGAAGACUUGCUUCAAGUGCUCACGUGUGCAGCCACCAGUCCAGGGCAUAGCUGCUCACCAGCACCCACGUCUUCAUCGGAUGUGUAUUCCUUUCAGAGACGGGAGCUUACCAACGUACCUCCUGCCUCUUUUGGGAGGUUCACUGCAUCUUCCACACCCACUUGCAGCCGCAGGUCCUGUCAGGACCUAGAUUCAGAGGGACAGGAAAGGAAGACAUCUGUGGUGACCUUCGGCUACAUUGAGAAAUCAAAUGUUCAUAUGAUGGGCGGCCGUCGUCCUUCUUUUUGCCAAAUUGAGUCCAGAGAUAACCGAAGGGAGGAGCAAUUUGUGCCUGCCCAUCUCAGGAAGAGACUGAGUGAUCCGGUAGGGUUCAGUGCUCAGGCAGGACAGGGUGAAUUUUGCUCAUCUGUCAAUCCUUCCCCACAGGGCUCACCUUUCCUGCACAGAGAGGUGGUAGCAAGAGAUGCCACCCAUAGGGCCUUGGAGGAGUUUGGCUCGCCGGACCUGAGGCGCCGCUAUGCAGGCCGCAGCCAAGAGAACUGCAGCCCAACCCUGCCGCGAAACUACCUGUCACCUACCUGUCGUUCGUGGGCAGACUCACCUGUCCAGCCACGCAUCACCCUCACUUUGCCGUCCAAUGCUCAACUCCGAGACCUCGACGGGAGAGUCUGUCAGAACUCUUUGAAUGGAUUGCCGAGAAGCCCCGCCUCUGAUCAGCUGUGUGCACACACUGGCUUUUCGUCCCAUACAGUAGCUCCAACUUCAGCACUGCAUUCUUGCAACACUCCACAGAAUCAGCAGUCAUCCUGGUUGAGGGAAAACAGUCCCAGACUUUGCAGCAGAUUUCACCCCCCUUUACCUGCUGGAAGACCCACAGAUAUCCAGCAUGAGGUGCCAAGGAGCAAAGUCAGCCAUGUGACCAGCACCGCUAAUGGCAGGAGAAGCUCCUCCGCCUCGACAUCUGCUGACAUUUCUGUGGGACAACGAACUCCUUCUCCGACACCGUCCCAGACUGAGUCACUGAGGUCAGUCAGUCCAAAUAUUAGAGGCAAAUUCUUGAGGAAAUCUGAGCCGUAUUCCAGUCUACAAGAGGAUCGCUCCACUGAGCUGUUACAGGUGAACAAACAGAGUCAGAGAUGGAAAAUGGACAAAUGCAAAUCUCAAAUCCGACCAGGACAUGUCUCACCUGUCUUAGGGAAGCUCAGCUUACCUGAGAGGUCUCAUUCCCCAGUCUUAAAUUCACGCCAGGAACAGAGUUCACAAGACAAUCGACACACAUCCUCCCCGCACCAACGCCAGCAGCAGGCACACUCCGCUGGAGACCACACACCACCAUGCUUGGAGCACAAGAAACUUGGUAGCUCACACAGCCUCUCCUGCCAAACAUCUGAGGCUUCUUCAACUGUGAGCUGCACCUCCUCACACCAGGAACUAAGGAAGACCAGUCCAGUCCAAGACAGGAUGGAAGCCUGUAAGGACAAAUCUCGAAGGUUUUCUUCUAGACCCAAAGAAGAGUGUUCCCAAAGGCAUGGUGACGAGUCUGUACAGAAGCACAGGAAAUUGGUUCCGGGUUCGUGCAAAACCCAGAAGGUGGAUGUUCAGGAUGACAGCAAGUCUGACGGAAGUUCAGCUGUGAGUCCGUCUUCAAGAUCACAAAAAAUUGCCCAAGCCAAGUGGGAUUUCCUGUUUGGACAGCAGACCCAGGAAGCUCGCAGCAAUAAAGGCACUGCGUCCACCACACCCCCACCUGUCUCCAGUCCUCCCUCCUCUGUCCAUUCCAAGCCAGCCAAUCAGAGGUGUGUGAAGGCCGACCCAGCUCAGAGGUCGUCAUCACAUCAAAAGGUUCGGAAAAUUGAGGUGGAGCUGGUCUCCGCUGACCCGAGAGGCUCCGCCCCCAAGACGGGUGUCAUACGACGAACCAUCAAAUACUCAGAGACGGAUCUGGACGCCGUGCCACUGCGCUGCUACCGGGAGACUGACCUGGACGAGGUGAUGCGAGCGGAGGCGGAGACAGUUGAGGAGGUGGAUUCAGCCUUUGGGAGUCAUCGCAGUGUCCGAGGAAACUCCAACUUCAGCCCUGCUGACGCUUCUCUGAAGGAGGAUGAAGAGGACGGCGUGGCGAACUGGGCCAGCGUCCGCAUGCAGGGAGACCGCCAGAGGCAAAGAGCCGCCGAAGAGGAGACCUUCAGUCUCCUGCUGAAGGGGACUUCGGAGGUCAAGUCUCCAGUGGCUGUAGGCGUCCCACGCCGACCCUCUGACAGCAACCUGGAUUCCUUCAGUCGCCAUUUUGAAACCAUCAUGGAGUCUCACCGGGCCAAAGGAACCUCCUACAGCAGUCUGGACAGCGUGGAUCUGCUGACCUCUGGAUCCACUUCUGUGUUCACCUUUGACCUGCCCACUCUCACACCCGAGAUCCAGAGUCAGAUCUGCGAGAGCGCCAAGAACAUCAUUCAGCUCAGUUUUGCCCCUUUGGCUUGUCCGGAUCCGACCGCCUCCUCCGAGAUGUCUCGCUCUGAAAUCAGCCUCAGCGCGUCGGGGACACGAGGGGGCACCAAAGACGACUGCGCUUCUCCGGUCCGGACCAGGUCACAGAAAGAGCCGUGGAAGCGCUCCAUCCUCAAAGAUGGCUUCCACAAAGCCAGCUCGGUGCCGUCGCUCCACAGCACUCCGAGGGAGCGCAUAGGAAACCGCCCCCCGGAGCUGCUCUACCCGCAGGCUGACGUGGCCGAGCGACUGGCGCACGGCGGCAGCGACGACGCACUGGCCAACGGUGCCAAGGCCGACAUGCAGGCCGCCAAACGCCUCGCCAGGCGCCUCUAUCAGUUGGACAGCUUCAGGAAGUCUGACGUGGCUCGACAUCUCAGCAAGAAUAACGAGUUCAGUCGUAUGGUGGCUGAAGAAUAUCUAAACAACUUUCACUUCAACAGUCUGACCAUCGAUCAGGCACUCAGGACGUUCCUGAGCAAGUUCACCCUGAUGGGAGAAACUCAGGAGCGCGAGCGAGUCCUUGCUCACUUUUCCAGACGCUACGUGCACUGCAACCCAGAUGGCGACAUCACGGAAGACAGCGUCCACACUUUGACAUGUGCAGUGAUGCUGCUGAACACAGAUCUCCAUGGAAACAAUGUCGGGAAGAGGAUGUCCUGCAGUCAGUUUGUCUCCAACCUGGAAGGUCUCAAUGAUGGAAAAGACUUCUCCAAGGAUCUGCUAAAGGCGUUGUACACGUCCAUCAAGACCGACAAGCUUCAGUGGACCAUCGAUGAAGAGGAGUUGAGGAAGUCCAUGUCCGAGUUGGCCGACGGCCGAACAGACUCCGCCUCCCACACUAUGAAGCGAAUCGGAAGCGGCGGCAAUCACCUGGUGGGCGUGGCCCAGCAGGCCGACGGCGAGAUGUACAAAAGCGGCUUCCUGGUCCGCAAAGUCCACGCAGAUCCGGACGGAAAGAGAACGCCGCGUGGAAAGCGGGGUUGGAAGUCUUUCUAUGCCAUGUUGAAGGGUCGAGUGCUUUACCUGCAAAAGGAUGAGUACCGUGCUGAACGCCAGCUGACUGAGGAAGACGUGAAGAACGCCGUGUCUGUCCACCAUUCCCUCGCCAUGAGAGCCGCGGACUACAGCAAACGUCCAAACGUCUUCUACUUGCGCACGGCUGACUGGAGGGUGUUUUUGCUGCAGGCGCCGAACGCCGAGCACAUGCAGUCGUGGAUCACACGCAUCAACGCCGUGGCAGCCAUGUUCUCAGCGCCGCCUUUCCCGGCGGCCAUCGGCUCUCGGAAGCGAUUCAGCCGUCCUCUGCUUCCGGGAUCUGACACCAAACUGUCGCAGGAAGAGCAGCUCAAAUCCCAUGAAGGUCGCUUCAGGGCCGCAGCCGCUGAGCUGGAAGACGUCUUGGCAUCCACAGCCCAGCACAAAGUGAAAGGUCGCGAGCUGGACGAGCAGAAGCUGCGUCGGGAGUACUUGGAGUUUGAGAAAACACGUUACGGUACAUACGCCAUGCUGCUGAGGGCCAAGAUGGCUGCCGGCGACGGCAACGACUUGUCGGCGUUCGAAGCGCGGCUCUUUGAGGACGACCGCAACAGCAGCGGCCUCCAGAGGGCGCGGUCCAGCCCCACGCUGCCGCAGGAAGUGGACAACAAAGAGAGCAGAAGCAGAGACGAAGGAGGAAGCAGGAAGAGGAGCAAGCCGCACUUGAGCGGCCAACAGGCGGCAGCACCGAAGUUGACGGCUGACGUGGCAACAGACGGGGAGCAGGUCGCCAUGACAAGCGCUUAAGAUGGCUGCGCCGCAUGGAGACUGCUGUCAUGGCAACAGAAGGCUGUCAAGAUGACACGCCGUAUGUACACAAAGAACGUGUGUCACAUGGUCAGUUGAAAUUGAAUAUUUUGAGGAUUGUCCCGUCAGCUUGUCCGUCCGUCCCCCCGAUGCCCCCUGCAGGACUGGAAGUGAACUGCACAUUUAGGACACUUUAUUCAUGAAAACACAAGAAUGUCACCUUAACGGAAAGACAAACAAGACAAAACAUGUGAUCUAAUAAUAAUAAUAUUAAAAUAGGGAGAUCAUUUUCAUCUUAUUUUCAUGCAUUUUGCUGUUUUUUUGUGUCCACUUUCCUGUGACCUCUGAACUCUGAUGUCCUCAUGAUGACGAGACAACUCGUGUUUCCUGCUGCUCACUGAUUGGCCACAGGCGGCUGCUCUUCUUCCAUUGGCUGACUGCUGAAGCCACUGUCCACCGUAGACUCUGAUUGGACGAAAAACAAUUAACGCUUGCUAGCGUGGCUAACAUCAUUGUCCCCCUGUCAGUGUCACCUGGGUCGUGCUUGUCGCUGGGACGCUCGGCGGCACUCGUUAGCAGUCGCACUCCGUCCGUCAGGCCAAGGGACUGAAGAGCUUGGCGCAAACCUUCGAGAGGACCGCCGCCAAGCUGCACACAAACACCAUGAUGGAAGACGUCAUCAAAAAGCCACUUAAAAAAAAAUAGUGGGUGAGGGGGCGGGGCUUGACCUGGUAGUGUUGCAGCAGGUGUUGGCAGGGGGCGGGGCUGUCCUGGUACAGGUGAGUCAGCGUCAUCAUUCCCAGCUUCUCGGCCAGCUUCCUCCACGGAACGUCGGUGCCGCUCAGUACGUGGAGCAGGCGGGUCAGUGUCUGCCGGUCCAGGCAACUAGACUCCGCCCCUGAGCAGUCACACAGAAGGACGGUAACAAGCCUAAAUAUACCCUAUCAGGUGACAGGAAGUGGAGUGCACGUAGUACCGGACCGACCUUGACCGGCGUCGCCUUUGACCUUCUUGCCCGGUGGACGGGAGGACGUGGAGGACAGCAGCUUCCUCACCUGAGCACAGCAGCACAAAGUCACAUUACCCGCUCUCUUCCGCUUGAGCGCCGCUCGCUCACUACCUUGUGACACUUGGCCAGAUCGAGCGGCGUGUGCCCGCCCACUUGUCUCUUGCGACAUGCGACUGACGGCGAGGCAGCCUUCCCGACCUCCUCCUCCUCGUCUUCAUCCGAGGAUGAGCUGAAGACGAGCGGCUCGUCAUUCUCCGCCUCCUUGUCUGCGCCUGCACGUGUCAAUCAAACGGGUGUGUAGCAGUAUGUGUGUGCACGUGCGUGUGUGUGUGCACGUGCGUGUGUGUGUGUGUACCAGCAGCGACCAGCAUGGAGCAGAGUGUGUGCGAGUGCACGGCGGCCGCCAGGUGUAAAGGUGUGUUUCCUCCAAACGUGCGUGCAUUCACGUCCGCCUUCAGCUGCAAAUGACACAGAGGACAAUGGUGCUGACGCGUCGCCGUGACAUCACGUGAUCGUGACAUCAAAGUGACGCACGCACCUCGGUGAUGAGAACGCACGCCGUUUUGAAGAGGUUCUCUCUGACGGCCAGGUGCAGUGGCGUGUGCCCGCCUUUCAGUUCGGGCGCGUUGAUUUUGGCUCCGCCCUCCACCAGCAGGCGGAGGCAGCGCUCGCCGUCCCUGCGCACGGCCAGGUGGAGCGGGUGAAGACCUGCGUGUUGACAAAACAACUUGUGAGAUGUUAACCCUGGCCUCCCCCGUGCGGCCCCGCCCACUCACCGUGGUAAUCUGGCAAGGUCAACAGGUGGGCGUGGCCUUCCCCGAGGUGAGCCAGUAAGGGCCGGAGCGUGGCGCUGUCCCCAGCCAGUGCCGCCAGGUGCAGGGGGCUGCGCCCGUCUUUGUCCAGCCGGGUGGGGUCGGCCCCCGCCCUCAGCAACGUCUCUGCCACCUUGGCCUGGUGGGUGAUGACCGCCAGAUGGAGUGGCGUCUGCAGCCGGCACAGAGCUACAUGUCAGUCACAUGACCUCAACUAGUUAGAGGCUUCGCGAGCCAUUAGCCACCUGCUGCAGGUGGUUGGUGGCGUUGAGGACGUGCGCCUGCUGGUUGCUAAGCAACGUGUCAGUCAGCUGCUGGACGACGCCUGUCUGCUGAUGGAUGACAGCCAGGU